Messenger RNA from Botrytis porri, 495 nucleotides. RefSeq lists its product as uncharacterized. The record is from RefSeq and is a predicted model, not a curated record. The coding region runs from base 1 to 495 and encodes 164 amino acids. The transcript has a single exon. Lineage: Eukaryota; Fungi; Ascomycota; Leotiomycetes; Helotiales; Sclerotiniaceae.
AUGCGACAUGGAAGCAAGGUCGAUAGAAGACUACAGUCUGAAGGUGUGAAUGGAACAAGAACCUUGUGGGUUACUAGACGAAGAGCAAUAGAAUCUUCAGACGGACAAGAGAAAGAGAAGCAACAGUGGCUACAAUGGCAGGAGUCGGAUGACGACCAAGGGAGAAGCCCCGAUAGUAGAUUACUCAGCGCAUUCGAUUUUGAUGAAGAUCCAGAAGAUAACCAACCGUCAAAGAAACGCCAGCGAACAGCACGUAACCCAUCUGACGCCAGCCUCUCGGGAGAUUUCGCAUCUUCUCCGCCAACGUAUGGUGGUUCAGGAAGGAUGCUUGGGCUAUCACGCGGUGCCGAAGUGGUCAGUCUUCAAUCCGAGAGCCCAAUACCGAUAACAAACGACUCAAGGACAGAAAUAUGCGUGCCUUCUGUAGACAUCAUGGAUCGAAUUAUGAAAGUCGAAGGUAGCUGGAAGAGCAGAAGCACGAAGUUCAAUGGCUAG